Molecule: messenger RNA, 1762 nt
Organism: Phyllostomus discolor (pale spear-nosed bat)
Lineage: Eukaryota; Metazoa; Chordata; Mammalia; Chiroptera; Phyllostomidae
Product: histone H2B type 2-F
Exons: 2
Coding region: 132-512 (126 amino acids)
Cellular component (GO): nucleosome
Molecular function (GO): structural constituent of chromatin; DNA binding; protein heterodimerization activity
Source: RefSeq, a predicted model, not a curated record
UUGGAAUCAACCAAUGAAAACUCAGUACUGUGCGAGUCUUCAUUUGCAUGUAGGCUCUAUAAGAAGCGCGCAGCUAACUCGGCUGCAUUCGCGGUUGGUUCCAUUGGUGAGUGGUCUUCUUCUUCGCCGAAAUGCCGGAUCCUGCGAAAUCUGCUCCUGCUCCUAAGAAGGGCUCUAAAAAAGCUGUUACGAAAGUGCAGAAGAAGGAUGGCAAGAAACGCAAGCGCAGCCGAAAGGAGAGCUAUUCUGUGUACGUGUACAAAGUGCUGAAACAAGUUCACCCGGAUACCGGCAUCUCGUCCAAGGCCAUGGGCAUCAUGAAUUCCUUCGUCAACGACAUCUUCGAGCGCAUCGCUGGUGAGGCCUCUCGUCUUGCGCAUUACAACAAGCGCUCGACCAUCACCUCCCGGGAAAUCCAGACGGCCGUACGCCUCCUGCUGCCGGGCGAGCUGGCUAAGCACGCCGUGUCCGAGGGCACUAAAGCGGUCACCAAGUACACCAGCUCGAAGUAAUAGUGCACAGGAAGCAACACAACAGCUACUUUUUACCCCAAAGGCUCUUUUCAGAGCCACUUCAAUUACAAGAAGUGGCUGUAAACGCUGGUGAGAUUGGCUUUGUUCUGCCCUUCCAGAAGAAGUUACAGCCAGACUCCACCCGACUGCUGUGUCACUGGGGAUCCUGUCAAUACCUCCUCCAAGUUAAAUUAUCUUCUCAGAGCACCGCCUGUGGAAAAUUUAUUUCUCCAGAAUGUGUAGACCAAUUAUUUCUAGCAUUUCUUAGAGAUAUUUUACCUCCAGGAACUCACAUAACACGUUUGUGAAUCUCUCCCUUUAACAUACGGUCCCUCUCCACAAUUUAUUUUCUAUCCUCUCUAAGGGUUAAGGAGUACUAUGUGCUUACUGUGAUAGGAGGUGAGAGGGGAAGGCAGGGAGAUGAGCUAUUUACCUGGUGGGGAUUUUGACCCCAUAUUUAGAAAUGAAGCAAGAAAUGAGGACUAAAGGAAGGACAGCAAACAAUUCCGCUAGUUCCCAUUUUACUGCUAGGGUGCAUUUACAAAGAAGUUUGAACCUAAAGAACAACCUUAUUAUGGAGGCCCAGAGUUUCAGCUUCCAGCAUUUUUUUUUUUUUUGACAUCCUGCCAAGCUUAAUAUAUAGUUCUCUUAGGGUCUUUCAGUUUUUACACUAUUAUAACAAUGAGGCUGAUAAUAAUUCUUAAGCUCCUAACAAUACCACUUACAGUAACUCACAAAAAUGAUGAAGCUGGAAACCCACAAAAUGAACAAAAUUUCUAGAAAGAAAAUUGUAACUUGUGAGAUAUUAACAAUGAUAUAAAUAAUGGAGUUAUGUCAUGUUCAUGAAUGACAAGAGUCAAUAUUGUAAUGAUGAUCCCUCCUUCCAAAGAUACAGACUUAAUGCAAUUCCAUUCCAAAUCCAAUAUUACAAGAGAAUUUGAUAUAGUUGACCAUUCCUUCUUGAGACACUCCAUUUCUUCUGCCUCAUCAGCAAUUCUUCAACAUCCUUUGCUGCUAAAUCAUUUACACAUCCUUUAAGAUUUGCAUGUUCUAGGGUACAGCCUUAGACCAUUUUUCUGUUUUCUAUCUGUACUUUCUGUUUUUAUUGUCUCUUCUCUUUUGUCUAUGACUCUGAAUACCACAUAUAUGAUUCUCAAAUUUUUAUCUCUAGUGCAGGAUUCUUCCUUGAGCAACUUAAAUGUCAAAUAGGAAUCUUACAUGUCCAAUAUAAGACUUUUGCUUAUUGCUAA